AAAUGAUUGGCUGAGAGCGUUGACGUAUCAGUGACUAGCAAGCAAUCCAGGAAGACGGCAAGUAGCGUAAGCUGUCAACGUGAGGAGCUGCAGCUUGUCAAACAACCGGAUUUUUACAAUUUAUUUCAUUCAGUGAUUUACAUUUCAUCAUGUCUGCGAGAAAUCCAGGAAUGCACCUUGAUCUGGAAUGGGUGUCAAAAGUCAGGGUCAACACUCAGGCUGUUCAUAAAAGAGCUCAGCAGAUCCAGGGACGCAAAAUGGCCAAGAAGCAGUGGCAGGCUGCCUGGCUGCUAAAGGCUGUCACAUGCAUCGAUCUGACGACCCUCGCCGGUGACGAUACUCCUUCCAAUGUCCAUCGACUGUGUAUGAAGGCCACACAGCCCAUAAGACAUGAUCUGCUGAAGAGCAUGGACAUGCAUGACAAAGGCAUCUCGACUGCAGCUGUGUGUGUGUACCCAUCACGGGUGGCUGACGCUGUGAAGUCUCUGAAAGCUGCCAACUCCAGUCUUCCUGUUGCGUCGGUGGCCACUGGUUUCCCUGCUGGACAGACGCCACUGAAGACCCGUCUCGAGGAAGUCCAGAUGGCUGUGAAGGACGGUGCUGCAGAAAUUGAUAUCGUCAUAAACCGGACAUUGGCACUCACUGGACAGUGGGCAGCUCUCUAUGAGGAGAUCCGGCAGUUCAGAGAGGCCUGUGGAGACGCUCAUAUGAAAAGCAUCCUGGCGGUAGGAGAACUGGGAACUUUCACAAACGUCUAUAAGGCCAGUCUGGUGUCCAUGAUGGCAGGAUCUGACUUCAUCAAGACUUCAACCGGCAAAGAGUCAGUCAAUGCAACCUACCCGGUAGCCAUUGUAAUGGUGCGUGCCAUUCGUGACUACUACCUGAAGACCGGCCACAAAGUGGGUUUCAAGCCAGCGGGAGGCAUCCGAACAGCGCAGGAGUCUGUGGUUUGGCUGACGCUGAUGAAGGAAGAACUCGGAGACGACUGGCUCAAUCCACACCUUUUCCGACUCGGAGCAAGCAGCCUGUUAGCUGACAUCGAGCGGCAGAUUUACCACUACGUGACCGGAAGAUAUCCUGCCUAUCAUGAACUUCCCAUGGCCUAAAUCUGAGGGAAAGAAAAAUGCAAAAACAUGGAGGUUCGGGAGAAAGAAAGGUGUUCAGAUCAGCCAAGAAUGCAAUAACUAAGCCAUCACGUGUGUUUAUAAGGUCAAUUAUGAAAAAAGUUACUGUGUUAAGGACUUCAUUUGUUAGUGUUAGUAAAUGAUUAGGCUAACAUGAAUUAGCAAUGAGUAAUAUUUACACUAUGAAAUCUUGUUUCAUCACAGAAUAUCUUGCAGUUUUAAACGCACAAUUGUUUGUUUCACAAAAUGAUGAGAAAAAGUUUGCAUGAUUUAAAUACAGAAUUGCAAGAAGAUAUAAAUCCUGGAAAUGUGAUUAGCAA
Messenger RNA from Danio rerio (zebrafish), 1444 nucleotides. RefSeq names its product deoxyribose-phosphate aldolase (putative) (gene dera). Gene Ontology annotation, molecular function: deoxyribose-phosphate aldolase activity; lyase activity. The record is from RefSeq and is marked provisional. Gene Ontology annotation, cellular component: cytoplasm; nucleus. Gene Ontology annotation, biological process: deoxyribose phosphate catabolic process; deoxyribonucleotide catabolic process. Lineage: Eukaryota; Metazoa; Chordata; Actinopteri; Cypriniformes; Danionidae.